Nerophis ophidion (straightnose pipefish) is the source of this 1522-nucleotide messenger RNA. RefSeq names its product Ras association domain family member 9 (gene rassf9). The coding region runs from base 32 to 1378 and encodes 448 amino acids. The transcript has 2 exons. Gene Ontology annotation, biological process: signal transduction. The record is from RefSeq and is a predicted model, not a curated record. Lineage: Eukaryota; Metazoa; Chordata; Actinopteri; Syngnathiformes; Syngnathidae.
CAGGUGCAUGGGGGCAGUGUUGCACCACUGAAUGCACUUUUCCUCUUACUCCUCCUCCUCCUCCAAAGUUCCUGGUGGGACAACGCACCAACUUUUUUCCCUUCUUCUGCAAAGUGUUUUUGGUGCUGCUGCAGUGAGGCUUGUGGACCUGCUGCUGCUCACCAUCAUGGCGCCCUUUGGGAGGAACUUCUUGAAAGCUCGUCUGAAAAGCAGGACCAAAGACAGCGAGGUUGUGACGGGGAAGGAGAUUCAGGUGACGGUCUGCAAGGAAGAGAAGGUCGUCUGUGGGGUGACCAAACACACCACCUGUGCUGACAUCAUUCAGGCAUUACUAGACGAUCACAGAUCCAUCGCAGAGAGCAAGCGGCUCCUGCAUGGAGAGUCCAAAGACUUCUGUCUGCUGGAGCGCUGGAAGGGUUUCGAAAGAGCCUUGCCGCCACUCACCAGGAUUUUGAGGCUGUGGAACGCUUGGGGAGAUCAGAGACCCUUCAUCCAAUUUGUUCUGGUGAAAACCAGCGACUUUGUGCCCACGCGGGCCAUGAAAGGUCCAAAGACUAGAAGCAGCAGCAAGGCUGUGAGAAGCGUGAAGAACCUUCAGACGCUGCCUGUGGACAAGCAGAAGCGUGUGGUGAAGAAAGUCUUCAGGAAGCUAGAGAAGAUUCACAAGGACGGCAAAGUGGAGAUCCAGGACAUGGUGCAGAUCAUUCUGGACCAGGACCACACCAUCCAGGAGCAGAUCCGGCGGAUGAGGGAUCUGGAUUUUCAGACGGCGCAGCUUCAGGUGCAGAAAGAAGGAGAAGAGUUUUUUGAGGACUGUGGAUCCACUUUAAACCCAGAGCAGCUUGAUGAGCUCCUGCACGCCAGUGAAGACGUCCACCAGCUGGAGCUUCAGCUUCAGAGGCACCAGGCUGUCAUCAGGCAGCUGAGUCACGACAUCGACGCAGAGCUGAGGAUGGCAAGCGAAGGGGAAGAAGCGAAGGCUUCGUCCUGGACCUACCGUGAGACCGACCAGUCUCUGCUGGCCGAUCUGGAGAGGAUGCAGGCGGAGCUGAGACGCAGCGUCUUGGCGGGCUUGGCUCUUUGUGGGCAAGCGGCGGAAGUGGAUAAGCAGCUUCAUCAGUCCGAGACCGCUCUGCUCUCCAGAGAUCAGGAGUGCCGGCAACUGGCCACACAGCUAGGCUCGCUGCAAAUAUGCGAAGCCGCAGAGGAGGCACCUGUUGCCGUGAAAAUGGGGACUCGGGCGGCAACGUUCAAGCAGGGCUCGUCCCUCGCCGACGUGACGGACACGGACUCUGACACUGGCAUUAGUUCCACACACAGUCAGGACUCGCUGUCACCCAGCCAAAACUUUCAUCCUCCACUAGACACAGACGUCUGAUAAAAAGACUUAACAGCGUUUUCGACUUUGUGCAAAACAAACAUUGAAGAGGUCAUAUUGUGCAAAACCAAUUUUCUCUUACCUGUUGGUUCCUGUUUUUGUGUAUUUGGAAUCUGCAUUAAAUCCUGAAAAUUUUAAAUCAAA